Molecule: messenger RNA, 5574 nt
Organism: Bombyx mori (domestic silkworm)
Lineage: Eukaryota; Metazoa; Arthropoda; Insecta; Lepidoptera; Bombycidae
Gene: jvl
Exons: 8
Coding region: 1790-3115 (441 amino acids)
Source: RefSeq, a predicted model, not a curated record
UGUGCAUUCGAUUUCAGAGUUGAAACUGUACGGUUUGCAGGGUUUGGUUUUAUCACUAAGGUACGGUGGGUGGCGCGUGAAAUAUUUCAACAAUUUGAAGUAUUUUUAUAUCUUUAGCAACUGAAUUCACUUAGCGUAUAGUUAGUUACCAGGGUAUCUUUUAUAAUUUAAACAUUUAGACUUAUUUUAUUUAUUUUAUUUCUAUUUGGUAAUUAAAAAAUAUACCUACUAAACAAAACAAAAACGGUUGAUAAACUGACAAGAAAAUAGUGCUUAACUAUUUUGUCUUUACCUAUUUCACAUCUACUUUUUUUUUAAAGUUGUCCGUAGCCUUAAAGGGUAACAGGCCGGUGUACUUGUAUCAAGCGAUCCGACUAUACCGGUGUUCACAUUCCGCACUAAUCUUUUUACUUCCACAAUCCGAAUCCGCAUCGUGUAAUGAAAAUCAAAGUCGCCAAAUUUCAAAAGCUUUGUAGUUGAACUUCUUGUAAGUCCAUCACCUGACCUAUUUCUGCUGUGAAGCUGUCCCUAGGACAGCCCUUCAGGCCAUAAAGUAGUUGAAACUAAUUAGGAUAACAUUAACAAAACAAAAUUUGAGACUACGGAUGGCCCUCGUCUCGAAUGUCGAGAUUAGUUCUAAUUAUUUACUACCAUACAUACCAGUAAAUACAUUUAAAAGGGUACUUUGAAUAUUAAGACAUGGUACGCUAGUGGAGUUUUACAAAAAAAAAUUGGCUUAUAUAAUUUACACGGCAGUUGUUUUUCUAUAAAUUGCAAAUAAAAAGACACUUAUUGAUAGAUAAUUUCAUUGUAAAUAUUCAAUUAUUAUAAUUAACAGACAAAGUGCAAUAAACUGCAACAGUACGCUAUUGUAUAUGGGAGGUGCGUCUAGUCGUGAAAUGUGACGUGUGUCGGCCUUGGCGUUCGGAUAUUGUCGGACUGAUUCGUUGCUAGCUCGGCUAGUAUAUCCAUUUCAGUCGUACACAAUGUCUGCAAUCCUUCUACCGUUUCGGAUUUCCACACUCAAUGUUCGAGGAAACUGACUCAGCUGUGAAACUAAUCUACAGCUAUGCGAUACCUUAUUUCGUUACAACCAAAGUCCAAUUUCGUUUACACCGGCGACACGACGACUGAUAUCUGCGACUUCGAUACGUCAAAUUAUAGUUCUUUCUCUUUUUCCCAAACCACAAACCUACCUCCGUUUAGUAUAGUAAAAGCGCUGAGGAGAUAUGGACUGUUGCGCGAUUCUGACGUUUUAAUCGAACCAGCUUUCGAACAUAACGAAUCAACGACGUGUUUAACUGCAAUUUACUAAAUACUAGCCAUUUCAGAUUUAGUGUUUUACAGUGAAAUUACAUACGAAUAGUUAUUGAUAUUGUUAUAACGAAAAUAUCGAUACAAUUGAAUACGAUAUUGUCGUAGCUAUUGUUUUCACAACAUACAAUUAGCAUUUGCGACUUGUGAAACUACAAGUGAUCUUGUGGACAAUAUAAUUAAAAUUAAAAAAACGGGAACUAAUACGUGUUGUGCGCGUGUUCGUUACGGUCCAGUGAUUGUUGAUCCCCCUGAAUCUAGUGUCCUCAGUGUUAAAUUGAAUACACGAAGGAAUUAUCGAAGCGCUGAUGGAUUGCGUGGUAAAGGUAUUCAAGUCGGGGCGUCAUGGUGGCGCGCGUGGUUGUGACUAGCGUGCACAAACACCGGCAAAACGGCGACAACGGAGACAACGUCGAUCCUGGCACCACAGACGGGCGGUGCGGACAGUGCCAGCGGAGGGUCUGGUGGCUCGGGCAUGGAAUGUCUUCCUCUCCGUUCGCAAUCAUUCCACUACCUUGUCUCAGAGCAGGCUAAAUCCCUCGUCGCAUUACAGGAACUCCAGAAUGAGGUCGGGGCCCUGCUCGAGUUCCGCGACCUCGUCAUCGAGACGUUCCCGAAUCUUCGGUCAAAGAUGGCGCCGUCGCGCGGGAACAGCGUUACGCGGCGCGACUGGGAGCCCGGAGUGCGCGUGCGGCGCAAGCUCCCUGCGCCACAAGAGCCGCGAGCUAAACCUCAUCCCUCCGUGCAAGACUCCGGCUUCAGCACAGAGACCUCAUGCAAGGAAGCGCAUUCGUCCGCAUCCGCGUCGGCUUCAGCGUCGAGGUCGCGUCCGUUGGAAGACGAGCUGUGGGCGUUACUUGAUGUCAUCCAACGUAAGGGCGGCAGAUUGCGGGAAGAGGCCGAACUGCUGCGUGGGGAACUCGACGAGCGGGCUACAGCCGAAGACGAAUUCACCCACACCGUCUCACACCAGCACUGCGAUUGUGAACAUGUACAGAGGUUGCGCGAGGAACGAGACGCCUUGCUCGAAAGAACAGCGCAGCUUGAAGCGCAGGUGCAUUCGUCGAGCAAGCCGACAUCGGCGCUGGGCCGGCUGGACUCUACGUUUGGUUCGCCGUCACGAGUGCGCGUGCCGACUCCCGAUUCGGAAAAGUUCGCGGCGAUUCUACUCGAGAGCAAUCCCGUCGAACUGCAGAGACAACUCCUCAACUCCACCGUUCAGAAUCAGGUUUUAAGUGAACGGCUGAAACGUGUCGUUGCGCAGCGUUCGUCACUUUUCGAAAGAUUAGAAAGAGCGCGAGAUGUCAACGAAGAUCUAAAAUUUAGAUUGGAGGAAAAGAGCAUAGAGGCGGAGACGGCCCGGGGUCGCGUGCGGCAGCUGGAGGCGGGCGCGCACAGCAGCAUGCGGGAGAUGGAGCCGCUGGCGCUCCCGGGCGAGGCUCCCGGGCGCCGGGCGCGGCCCUCCCGCAUCCCGCUGCACAAGGGCGCCGCCCCCCGCCAGCCGCCGCCCCGCCCCCCCUCCGCACACUCGCAGCGCUCGACCAAGUCCGCGGUGCCCGUGCGCCGGGAGCCCGCGCCCGACGCCAAGAGCGGCUCGAGCGCGGAGUGGGAGGUGGCGUGGGAGUACGUGCGUCGGCUCGCCCGCCUCGAGCCGCGCCUGCCCGCCGCGCGCUCGCUGACCGCCGAGCUGCUCAGCGCCGACCCCGACUCCAUCGAGCUGUGGAGCGGCCGCCCGCAGCUCUACUUCGAGAGCAUGCGCUAUGCUGACGACGGAGACUUCGAGGUCGACUCUCUCGCUUGAUCGGCCCGACUUUUAUUGUACUCUCUCGCUUGAUCGGCCCGACUUUUACUGUAGACUAUCUGGCUUGAUCGGCCCGACUUUUACUGUAGAGAAUGUCCCUCAAGCUUUUGCGAGUCACUAGGUUAUCUGUGUGCUUAGUGCGAGUGUUUUUAACGUUCGCGAUAGCGUAAAAGUUAGGUCAUAUUUGUAUGGAAUGGGAUCGUUUGCGCACGUUUGCCGCUAGGGGCGUUGUUCCAAUUGCAUACAAAAUUGGCUUAACUUUUAUCGCUAUCGAGAACGUUAAGAAACUCGCACUAAGCGCACUGGAGUUAUUUUUAUGUAGAGCAAAAAUAACGCAACUAUGUCUAGGGUGCGCUAUAUUCGCUCUGUUCAUGGAUUCUUUUCACAUGCAGCCGCUCUAAAAUGUAGAGAAUUCCCUGAGGUUUUUGCGAGUCGUGAACGUGAUUAAAAAUACUAUUAUGGUUUAAUCUCGCGUUUGUUGAAUUGUGAGUUAAUUGGAGUUAUUUUUAUGAAGAGCAAAAUGAACGCAACUAUGUUUAGGGUGCGCUAUAUUCGCUCUGUUCAUGGGUUCUUUUCAUAUGCAGCUGCUCUAAAAGUACGAGCUCGUUUCACAAUUUUUAAAUAAACUUAAUAAAUAAUUCGGUUUUCUUGGUUCUUAGUCAUCGCUGUUCCUUUAGCAAAUGCGUAACAUAUACACAUUGUUGCUUGGCUCGCAUCCAAGAACAGUGAUAAGAUCAACGCCGAGCGUGCUACGUUUGCACGCUUCAAGAGUCGCGAUCGUUGAAAUUGAAUGAAUUUUUCAAUUCUGAAUUUUAGUUCACAAUAAGCGUGCCGUACAAAAAAUUAAUAGCGAUUUUUUUAAAGUAUGAUGUUGCGAAACUCGUGCGUUACGAUCAUUUUUCUUUUACGGCAAUGAUUAUUUUACAUCCGGCAUAAAAAAUUCGAGGUCAAACUUUUGUAUUUUAAAUCACGUUUUUAAAGCAUACUUUCUAAAUUUUAACACGCGUAACUUAAUUUCUUUCUGUCGAGUUAAACGCUCACUGUCGUCAGCAAUCAAUAUAAUGUCACUCAAAUUAGUCAUUUGAUCUAGUAAAACGAGAAAAGCUAUUUAGUCUGACACUACGAUCAUGAGACAAAGACUCUGAGGCCGAAAUCUUUUAAAGUAUAAAUCCUGGAUAAUAUCAUGCAGUUCACCCGCUGGGUACGCGCGCCGAACUGUUUCGAUCAUGUAAGUGUUGUAGCGCUUGUUUUGAUAUUGACAGCUGUUAAACGACUCUGCACAAUUGAUUUCUCUCGUACGACGAGCAAUAUUUAGUUAUACGCUUGCAUGAAUUGUGCUGUGGUAUUUGAUGUCAUCAUAUUAUAUUGUUUAUUAUUCAUUAUAUUGUAUGUACUUUGUUGAAAAUAUCAAGCACUGAAUAAUAAAUAUUAUAGUGCACUCACUCUCUUUGUUGAACGAGUAAGAAAACGUAUGUUCUUAUAUACUUGCACGAAUGGGUUUUAUUAAUGAAAUUGGGAUAAUAUUUAAAUUUGGUUUUUAAUAAAGAUCAAUUUAAUGAGAAAUUAAUUUCUUUUGCAUAAAACAGUUUAGUUACACACGAAACGGUUCGAAAUAUAAUUAGUUUUAUUAUGAUAAUCAACAUCAUCGUCGUCGUUAUUGGGGCGGAACGCGGAUAGUAUAAAAAUGUUAAUGUUUAAGAUUUGUGAAAAUUACGGUAGCUAUUUAUCCUAAAUAUAUUAAUGUCAUUCCUAAGCCUGUGCAAGCAGACUGUAACUGAACGCUUGGGACGACUGUAGAAAGGCUGUGAAACACUAAAGCGUGCAUGAGAUUGUUUCUUGUCUGUGUGUACUGUGAGUAUAGCCGACUUUAGCAGUUAACUUACUUAUAAAGACAGCACUCGUGUUUAUUGUAGAUAUUGUAAUAAUUAACAUUGAAAAUAUUCCAAACGUCCAACUCUGAACGUCCUGUUGUGGCAACACACGACUGCCUUUUGAUUUGUAAAUUGAUUUCAAUAACUUGUUAGUAUUAUUACAGUUUUCACGCGGCGAAGCUCGGUAACAAAUAGUAGGAGACUGAUUUUGUAUAAAUACAUAUUAUAUCGUUAUAGAGAUACUCCAUAGCUUUUAAAAUAUUUUUUUGUUUAAAUCAAUCCUGUAUGAAGGUAUCUACUACAUAAGUAUAUUUAGAUAACUGAUAAUAUUCCAAUUCUAUAAAUGUAAAAUGACUGUAUUUUAUCUAAAUCUAAGUAUGCUAAUUAUUAUUUAAAAUUAAGUCAACUAUUGUACAGCUUUCGUUUACGCUAUUAUUAUUUGUAAUUAAGUAAAUAUCUAUUUUUAAGAUACCUACUCAUAAAUUAUCUAGUUGACUUGAAUCUAGUUGAUGACUCUUGUAAAGUUGUAUAGAAAUCAUAUCAUUAUUAUAAAAAAAAUAUUAAAAUAAAUCGUUCAAUCAAACUAAA